This is a messenger RNA of Phyllostomus hastatus (greater spear-nosed bat), 1734 nucleotides long. It is a transcript of the gene IL9R, whose product is annotated as interleukin 9 receptor. The transcript is spliced from 9 exons. Gene Ontology annotation, molecular function: interleukin-9 binding; interleukin-9 receptor activity. Gene Ontology annotation, cellular component: external side of plasma membrane; membrane. Bases 29 to 1495 code for a protein of 488 amino acids. The record is from RefSeq and is a predicted model, not a curated record. NCBI's taxonomy places the organism in Eukaryota, Metazoa, Chordata, Mammalia, Chiroptera, Phyllostomidae. Gene Ontology annotation, biological process: immunoglobulin mediated immune response; cytokine-mediated signaling pathway.
UGCUGUGAGCACCAGGACUGUCCUCGCCAUGGGACCCAGCCAAGGCAUCUGCGGAGCCCCGCCCCUUGCAGGUUGGACCUUGAGGAGUGAGGCCCUGGCGAGAGGGAUGCGUGCCUGGCUCCUGGUCUGCACCUGGCUCGGCUUGGGGGUCCCGGUGCCAGGGGAACGAGGAGGGCCAGGGCCUGGAAGUUUCACCUGCUUCACCAACAACAUCCUCAGGAUUGACUGCCACUGGUCUGCCCCUGAGCUGGGCCGGGGCCCCAGCCCCUGGCUCCUCUUCACCAGGAACCACGAGCCGGGCAGCAAGCACAGGUGUGUCUUCAGGGCCAGCAUGUGCACCCUGGUGCUGCCGCCCGAGGAGAUUCUUGUGCCUUCCGACAUCUUUACCAUCACUCUGCACCGUCACAUCUCUGGGAAGGAGCGGGUCAGCCUGGUGGACCCGCAGUACCUGCCCCGGAGACAUGUGAAGCUGGACCCUCCCUCUGACUUUCAGAGCAACGUCAGCGCUGGCUCCUGUGUCCUGACCUGGAGUGUCAGCCCUGGCUUGGAGCCACUGGCCUCGCUGCUCAGCUACGAGCUGGCCUUCAAGAGGCAGGAAGAGGCUUGGGAGCGGGCCCGGCACAAGGAUCACAUCUUCGGGGUGACCUUGCUCAUCCUUGAAGCCGUGGAACUGGACCCUGGCUACGUCUAUGAGGCGAGGCUGCGCGUCCAGAUGGCCACCCCGGAGGGCCCCAUGGCCGAGGAGGAGCGCUACGAGGGCCCCUGGAGCGAGUGGAGCCAGCCCGUGUUCUUCGCCUCCCCUCGGCGGCAAGGUGCCCUGAUCACACCUGUGGGGCAGCCCAACAGCACCCUCAUCACCGUGUCCGUCUUUCUCCUGCUGACCAGCCUGACCUAUGUCCUGUUCAAGCUGUCACCCAGGGUGAAGAGGACCUUCUACCAGAACGUGCCCUCUCCAGUGGCGUUCUUCCAGCCCCUCUACAGCGUGCACAACGGGAACUUCCAGACCUGGACAGGUGUUCACAGAGCUGGCGUGCAGCUGAGCCAGGACCUUGCUGGGGCUGCAGCAGGAGCCUCGGAGCCCCGUGUCCGGGAGGCCAUCGAGUUGCUCACCUAUGACCCGGUGGAUCCUUGGCCCUUCGUGGGCCUGGAGGACGAGGGCACUGGCACUGGCCUCCCAGCAGAUGUGUUGCCAGCGGCCCUGGAGUGGGGAGGGCAGCCGCCUGCCUACCUGCCACAAGAGGAGUGGGUCGCCGCGAGCCCCGGCAGGCCAGCUCCGCCACAGGCAGAGGGCGGCAGUGCUGACUACUGUGCCCUGGGCUGUUAUGGGGGGUGCCACCCCUCGCCUUUCCCAGGGAUCACACAGAGCUCUGGACCCAUCCAGCUCUUGGCCUGUGACCUUCCCUGCCACCCGCAGAGCCUGGAUGUCAGGCAAGGAGGCAGCCACGUGGGAGCUGGUCGUGAUCAGAGGCCGGACCCUGGUGAAGAGGCUGCAUAGGGUCCUCCGGGGUGUUUCCCACCCUCCUAUCCUUGGCAGACAGUGGGCUCAGUCCUGAAAGUUCUGGAGCUCUGACUCGGCCAGCUGCAUCAAGUCCAUUUUGGGGAAAAUGGACUGAAGUCUCUGGAGCUGACCCUCCUGCAGAGAGCUGUUUAUGCAGUGGCCAGACACGCUGUCUGGAUGGAGGCAGAGGCCUCUGCACACAGCAUCCUGCCCACCAGCCGCCCCCACCCCCGCCA